This is a messenger RNA of Striga asiatica, 3374 nucleotides long. NCBI's taxonomy places the organism in Eukaryota, Viridiplantae, Streptophyta, Magnoliopsida, Lamiales, Orobanchaceae. The record is from the annotation of a GenBank genome assembly.
CAAAAAACAAAAACCGAAUACAACGAACAAGCUCCAACCCCCCCAAAAGCCAACCCUCGCAAAGCAAUCGAGUCCCAGCUUACAUAUGGAGAAGGAAGAAAUGAUGAAUGUCAGCUCAGAGGCGGUCGCCGAUCAGCGCUCGACAUUCCCUGUGGACGGUGUUGAGAGCCGGAAAGAUGCAGACGCCGCAAACGGCGAUGAUUCGGGUCAAUCGGAGCCGUCCGUUCGCCGGAAGGACAUGCUGAAAGCUCUGGAAGCGGUGGAGAGAGAUUCUAUUGCGAUCGCAGAGAGCUACUCUUCUCUAUUUGCUUCUCUCCGCUCAUCACUUUCCGAGGCCACCAGCUCUACAGUUGAUCACAUGAACUGCUUCAGUGAUGCAGCUGGUCGCCUUCAAGAGUGUGUGCUUGAUGCAUCAACAAAGGGGAACAGAUACAUAAACUCUUGUCUGAGACUAAAUGAAGAAAUGAAAGGAAUAGACGCACUUGCCACACAGUUGUAUCCUUUCUUUAUUCUAUCUUUUUGCUGCCUUUGUGCCUGAACUUCUCUAUGUAGGAAUGUUUCUAGGCAUAGUUCUAUCUUUCUCCCCCAACUACUGUAAAAGAAGGUAUCACUCUUAUCUUAUAUUGAAGGGGGUCCAACCUUAUAAUUUGCGUGUUACCUUAAUGAAGUAAAUAGAAAAAUACUCAGGAGGCACGUCGAUUCACUUGACUCUGUUGUAAAUAGACUUGUACGGCAACCUUGAUGUCGUCAUAAGUUGAGGCAAUGGCUUCUUGUUGCAACAAUUGGCGAUGGUAUAAUUCAUUUGCAGUGACUGAUACAGAAAUCCAUUGCAUAGUUUGUUUAACAGUAUCCGUCUGUUUCAAUAGCUCAUAAGCAUUUACCAAACAAUGUGUCCAUACUUUGCGGAGGAGAUUUAACUUUGCUGCUUUUAACCUAAUUCUUGUGUUUGACUCAAUCAAAUUAUCUUUUAGAUUUAUUUUCCGGAAUGUUUUGUCUACUAAGGAAAAUGCAGUUAUUUAAGUUGCGCCUCUGAUAUGCUUGUUUUUAACAAAAUCAGGGUCAGGAGUGGUAAUUGUUGAAUGGACUCUUGUAAUGCACCCAAAAUGAGUGCUAGUAAAUUUGAAAGAUCACUGCUGGACAAUGCUCAAAGGUGAACGUCAAGUCAAGAUGCGGGUGACUCCUCCAGCAUUCUCUCCAGCCCCUUCCCUUCCGGACCAAUUACUUCAUUAAUAAUCUCCGCCUCCAUUUCCUUGUUCACCAGAUUCUGUAUACUAAACAGCAAAUGCAAGGCCAUGCAGUCAACCAGCCUUCUCAAAACAAUCUUCCAGUAGGCCGUCAGUCUCAUUUUGAGGUCAAACGCCUCCUGCACGACCUCUGCCCGACCCCUCAAAUGCAAAACAUCGACAUUCCCAUAUCCAGCAAUGGUCAUCUCCGUCGGCUUCGAGUUGUCGGUCAGAAUCUCCACAAACGUGUUGUUGUGGGCCAUGAGCUUGCUCCACAAAUCCACAUACUCGGGAUUGCAAGUGUAGUCCGUCAUCUUCUCCAUCUCAACCACAUCCACUACCCAAUCCUCCGAUUGCUUCUUCUUCAUGGCCAACAAGUUCUGAGCAGCCCGCUUCGUGGAUGACAUCAGCUGCGGGUAGUUGUCCGAGUGCUUCGUCAGAACCGAGACGACCACGUUCUCGAUGUAGGCCCACGUUUUGUCAACAAACUCAAACGGCGUGAAUGACACAUUUUUCACUUUUCUCUGCAGCAGUGUGAGAAAAGCUGUCCUUGGAAGAAAGUUCGGGAGCCCGAUGGCUUUCGUCUCCUCCAACACACUAAUCUCAUCGAGCAAAAACUUGUCCUUCGUUUCAUUUUGGGAGCACUUGGCCUGGAUUUCUUCAGAGUAGGCGUUGAGCAUCUCAGCCAGGCGGGCCGUGCAGUGCAUCUCCAUCUCAUCUGGGUACUCUUCAAACUCUCCCCUCAGCAGAAUCUUUUUGAGGGACUCUUUAGCAUUGCCUAGAAUCUGGACGAAGGCCGUCAUGGCCUCGACAAUCGAGUUCAUGCUCCGCGGCAGUUUACUCAACUCGUCCAUGUUGGACGACAGCCUGUCGUUGACUUUCCUUACAAUGUCAGGCAGGCACUUGACGAUGAGGCUUGCCUGGAUCUGUACAAGCCUUUGUGCCAGGACAGGAAUCCCGACCAUCGAUCGGCUUAUCCCAGACAAGAGGUGGUGCGUCUCGAAUAGCUCGGCUUCCUUCUCCCGGGCCUUCUCAUACGUCUCGUCCCCGACUCGGUUGCGCACGCAGACGUAUCCAAGGCCGAUGCUGACGUCAUCCGAGGUCACCUUCUCGAGCAGCCCUUCAGGGGCCUUGUCGGCCUUGGUCACGACGGCUAACGUCCUCUGUCCCGUACGGUCGACCUGCUGGGACAUGCGGAUGGACUCGCACGUCGUGAAGUCCACGCUGGCGGAGAGGACGUUUAAGAUGAUGCUCUCGUCUGGCGUGAUGAACUCCUUGAUGAUCUUGGAGAUCUGCUCGUAGAUGUCGUCCGGCUGGCCGUGGACGGGCACGCGAGUGAUCCCGGGCAGGUCGACCAUGGUGAGGUCGGGCACGCCGUGCUUUUUCACGACGAGGGUGACGGGUUCGUUGGAGAUCCCCUUGCCGGUGCCGGCGACUUGGUCGGUGGCGAUGACGAUGUCGUCCGAGACACGAGCUUCAUCGGUGGGGACUACGCGGUUGGCGUAUUCUAGGAAGAGCUCGGGUUCGGGGCUGGGGUGGUGCUGGAGACGCAUGAUUAGGGGGACGCGGGUGCAUAUGCCCUGGCCGCGGGGGAGGCUGAUGCCGGCGAGGGACUCGAGAACGCUCGAUUUGCCGGAGGACUGGUCGCCAACGACCACGAUGGUCGGGAGCUGGAUGCCUUCCUGCAUGAUUUUGAGGUGGCGGAGACGGUCGACUGCGUCGAGCAAUGGGCGGAUUCGGUCGUUGUAGGACGAGACGAUUGGAGCGUUGAUGGCUCCGUGUUCUGGGCGAUAUUCGACUAUGGUGGUGGUGUUGGAGGAGUUUGUCUUGCUUCCAAGAACGCUCCUUUUGUUCCUGCCAACCAUGUUUUGCUUGUUUAGUGAGAGUGAGUGAGAGUGACUGAGUGACUGCUUUUUUUUUUCUUGGUAAUGAUUAAUUGAUGAGAGCUCUGUCUAAGGGGAUUGUGGUAUUUAUAAGGUGUGGGUAAAGGGAGAAGUUAAUUUUGAUUGUGAUUCAUAUUCCUCUUUUUUGAUUUUCCAGAUUCCCAUUCUGUUUCUGCCCUCUUCCUGUGCAUAUUAAAUGUGUAACGUUUUCUCAACGUCUGAAAGGGAGUUGAAGCAACUAACGAUUGAAGCUUUUCACUUCUUAGCC